Messenger RNA from Acanthosepion pharaonis, 1341 nucleotides. The record is from the annotation of a GenBank genome assembly. Lineage: Eukaryota; Metazoa; Mollusca; Cephalopoda; Sepiida; Sepiidae.
AUGCCAUACUGUCCGCUGGUAGUAAAAUCGUUCAAUGCGCACAUCAAUGUCGAAUAUUGCCAUUCAGUUCGCUCCAUCAAGUAUGUAUGCAAGUACAUCAACAAAGGGACUGAUGCUGCAAUGUUUGGUAUUAGGCAGGAAGGUUCCGUAGACGAAAUCCAGGACUUCCUUGCAGGGCGCGUCAUUAGCAGCACAGCGAACCCUUGGCACAUAUUCAGCUUCCCCAUCCACGAACGCUUCCCAGCAAUCGUCCAGCUUGCUGUGCACCUAGAAAACGACGAACUUCGUUAUUUUUCUGCGGAUGUAGCAAUGAAUGUGGCUGCGCGUACCAAAGACACAACGCUUACAGCGUUCUUUAAACUUUGUCGACAGGACGAGUUUGCUAGGACUCUACUGUACCCAGACGUGCCUUCAUACUAUGUGUGGACAAAAAAGAACACCUGGGCUCGGCGGAAAGGCAGGGCCAACGUCGAGGGCUAUCCAGGCGUCAAAAAGACGCUACACUCGGAAGGAUAUUCACGGUUCCCCAUCGCGACUGGAAUGUUUUUUUACUUGCGACUCCUUUUGCACGAAGUUAGUGGUCCAACGAGCUACAAUAACUUACGGACGGUAAAUGGAGUUUUAUAUGACACUUUUCGUGAGGCCUGCCUCCGUCUCGGCCUUUUGGGAGACGACAGCCAGUGGGAUGCCACAAUGGCUGAGGGAGCUCUUUUAAAAAUGCCCUUUGCUUUGCGACACCUCUUCACCACAAUCUUACAAAUGUGCGAACCCAGUGAUCCUAAAUCACUUUGGGACAAAUACAAGGACUUUUUGUCCGAAGACAUACUCAGGGAAGCGCAACUGCUGUGUCCAACAAUGGCUCUUACAUUCAACGAUGGAAUUUACAACAGGGCACUUAUAAUCAUUGAGAACCUGUUCGUUGAAAUGAUGGGGGGAUCUCUUGCCGCUAUUGGGCUUCCAACCCCAGAUCGUGUGACUUCCUCCAGUCUCUCACCUGAGAUUGUGCGGGAGACAUCCUACUCUGUUGAGGAGCUCAACGCCUAUGUCACAAAAAAUGAGCCAAAACUUACGAUGCGACAAUUGCACCUUACCACCAACAUGCGUGCACACCUAACUGGCGAUGUUGGGUCCGCCGAAUUUUCGAAUACAUUAUUAGCCCUUGGCGAAGGUAUUAUUCCAGCGGACACUAAUGGAUUUGUAAACGUCCAAGGGUUGUCUACAGUGUUCACAACGCCAGCAACACUCAUGGAAUCAGUUUUUCCUGAUCUUCAAACCAACUACAACAAUAUUGAGUGGCUUGCUGGGCGGGCCAUUCUUGCCACCCCCAAAACACCACUGUGA